Molecule: messenger RNA, 923 nt
Organism: Prorocentrum cordatum
Lineage: Eukaryota; Dinophyceae; Prorocentrales; Prorocentraceae
Source: the annotation of a GenBank genome assembly
AUGCUGGCGGCCCGGCCCCACCCCGGCGCGCGCCAGGUCCAGGACCUGGACGACCGGCUGCAGGAGCUGCUGCGGGAGCUGCCGCCGCCAGUGGGCGACGGCCCCCAGGCGUCGCCGCUGCCCGACGCGGAUCCGGGCGGCGCCCUCGCUCCGCCGACGCCCGUCGGGGGCUGCACCACGCCGCUGCAGCAGCUGGAGGACCCGCCGCCGCUGGGCGCCGCCCCCGCGCCGGCCUUCGGAGCGCCCGCCAAGGUCGUCGCGCGCGCGGCGGGGCUUGACCCUUGGGCGCUGCUGGACGAGCACGCGCCCGGCGACGUCAAGGACGCGCCCCUGGAGGUGGGCAGGACGUGCAGGAGGCUCAACGAGAAGAAGCUCCUCCUCAGCGCGGACGGCCUGCCGGACCUCGGCCUCGGCGAGGUGCUCUCUGACGACGCGCUCUGGAGCGGGCCCUCCGCCGAGAGCGCGGCGCCUCUGCUGCUGGCGGGCCACCCGGUGGAGUCGCUCUUCCUGGCGGUGGCGGGGCGGCUGAAGUCAGGCGGCCGCUUCGAGGUCCAGCGCGCGGGCUUCAGCGGCGCGUGGCUGGAGUUUGAGGAUCUGUUCGUUGCCGCCAGGGCCAAGCGGCGGCGCCUCCGCAGGGCGGGCGCGCAGAGGUGCCCCGGGGCCGGCGGCGCGCCAGCGACGCCCCCGGGCCAGGGCGCCGGCGGCGACGCCUCCGACGACGAGGCCGGCCUGCCCCCGCACAUGCCCGACCAUGUGAUGUCCACGCCCCUGCGCGAGGACGCCUGCGGCGCUCCGGGCGUGCCCUUCGACGACGCCCUCCAGGAGAAGCGGCAGCAGGUGGCAGAGCUGGAGAACAUGAUACAGGACGCCCAGCAGAAGUACGAGGCGACCAUCCGGCAGCACCUCCACUCGAUGCACAAGGA